This is a messenger RNA of Salvia splendens (bonfire salvia), 4100 nucleotides long. RefSeq lists its product as uncharacterized. The transcript is spliced from 12 exons. NCBI's taxonomy places the organism in Eukaryota, Viridiplantae, Streptophyta, Magnoliopsida, Lamiales, Lamiaceae. The record is from RefSeq and is a predicted model, not a curated record. Gene Ontology annotation, molecular function: RNA-DNA hybrid ribonuclease activity; nucleic acid binding. Bases 230 to 1078 code for a protein of 282 amino acids.
AAAUAAGUUAAAAAGUUUUAGUAACAAAAAGUACAUACGGUCCACCUAAACUAUCUACUCACUCAGCUAAUAAAGGAAAAGAGUAAACAGGAAAAGUUCAAUUAGUUUUCUGAGCUGAAAUUCCGGGAGGAAGGGUUUCUACUAUCAAUUCGAACACUGCAAAAUUGGUUGAGCUGAGAGAUUAUUCGCCGCUGGUUUCGGAUUUCGAAGUCCAGGAAGAGACAACAGAAUGGGGGAUGAAAAGGACGCCUUUUACGUUGUGUGGAAGGGGGAUAUUAUUGGAGUCUAUAAGAGCAUCAAUGAUCUUGAAUCCGUUCUUCGAUCUUCGGUGGAUGAUACUUCAGUUCGCGUGUUCAAAGGGUAUGGUUUGUCUAAAGAAGCUGAUGAGUACCUCUCGUCACACGGACUUAAGAAUGCUAUAUAUUCUAUUGAUGCCAGUCAAGUGCAAGAUGACCGUUUUGGCCAACUUAUCACAUGCCCUUUUCGAGAACCAAAUUCUUCCACAAGUAAAUCAUCUAGCAAGAAUCAUCAAGAGAAGAGACCGCAGCAGGACAUAGUUGGUUCAGCUUCUUUUGCAGCAAAUCCUCAAUUAAAACCUUCUAAAUUAGACGAUUUUCUUCAAGGUCUACCAGUUUCUUCUUACUGCAGUUCCUGUAUUAUUGAGUUUGAUGGUGCUUCAAAAGGAAACCCUGGACCAGCUGGCGCAGGGGCUGUCCUGAGAUCAGCCAAUGGGGGCAUGGUAUUUCGGCUGCGUGAAGGUGUAGGAAUUGUGACCAAUAACGUCGCUGAAUACCGAGGUGCCAUUUUAGGCUUAAGAUAUGCUCUAUCAAAAGGGUUCAAAUAUGUACGUAUGCAGGGAGACUCUAAGCUAGUCUGCAUGCAGGUUCAGGGUCUAUGGAGAACCAAAACUCAGAAUAUGGCUGACUUGUGUAAGGUGGCUAAAGAGCUCAAAGAUCAGUUUGCAUCAUUUGAGAUCCGUCAUGUUGAAAGAGAGUGCAACACUGAAGCUGAUGCUCAAGCAAACCUUGCAUUACAUCUAAAGAAUGGCGAAAUUCAAGUGGAAUGCGACGUGAAGUGAAGCUCAGUGGACUGCUUUAAGAACAUGUCGGUUCUUGACAAAUGAAUGACUGCACUUUUUGGGGGGAGCUGACAGCUAACGUUGUAAAAUAUGGUGAAAAUAUCUGUUAAAAUGAAACUUCUUUUGAGAAGUUUUUAUUUUGAAGUUUCUGCUUACUACAAUCGUAUGUUAAUUCAACUAGUUGUCUAUCUAGGCUACAUGUACUAGUAAAAUUCUAUUGGUGGAAACAUAGGGAGGGAAAUUAUUGCUAUGAUGGAUACAUGUUCCACUAUUCUCUGGAAGGAUAAAUUUUACCCGUUUAUUAUAUAAUCAUUUGAUGAUGCAAUUUCUGUAUAAUCACACUCUACUAUAGCUCUUUCUUAAAUUAGAGAUUGGUGACAAAAUGAAAGGAAAUGAAACGUGAUCUGAAAAGAUGGACAGAGGGAAAUAAUUCAAGAAGAAAAUGCUAUAAACCAGUUCUGUUCACUCUUGAGCUAUUUUGUGAUAUUACAUGUAGUUUUUGCUGUGGUUAGUUGUGUUUUCUACAGGUACACGGUUAAAGACAAUGCAAGGCCUGAGCUUCAUGUUGCAGAGUUGGAAUUUGAGCUUCUAGAUUGAAGAUUUGAGCUAGCCUGCAUCCAGGUUAUAUAUAUUCUGCCUUACAUUUUAUGAAUGUUGAGCACUGCUGACAGCAACAUAUGUAUCGGUUACCGUAUUCACUGAAUUCAAUAUGCAUUUAGGCGUUAGCUGAUAGUUUAACUUAUGUUUGUUACACACUAAUAACAUAGUACCAUAUUGAAAUCACUUUGUGCUAGGAUAUGAACCUAACUGUGUUUACGCAAUGAGACACGCUGUCAUUGCUACAAGACCAGCAAAAUUAGUCUCCAAUGGUGAGAGACACCCUGCUUUUCAGGCAAUUUCUGUAAUUAUUGAGAGAGAACUUCUAACAUCAGCUGGUAAAGUGCUGAUGAAUAUGGUAGAGCUACGAGAGUGAGUAACAUUUUUUAAAUAUGACAGUUCCUUUCCAGUAUUUAUUUUUGAAGUGCAAAGCACAUGUAUCAAGUUGUUUUGACCAGAUUUCAGUCCUUCCCAGUUUUUCUGUGUCCAUUUUCCAUUUCCAUUAGAUAUAACGUAACAACGAUAAAAACAUUAAAUUCAAAUUUAAACAAUCUAAUUUUGUUUACUAACAAUAAGUCGGUUUAAGCAAGAAACGCUCCGCCUAACAUAAAUGCGGAAUACUCCCUCUGUCCCAUAAUAGGAAUCACAUUUGGUAUGGACACGAGUUUUAAGUAAUAUAAAGAAUAAUGUGUUGGAAAAGUUAGUGGAAUAUAAGGUUCAUAUUUUGAUAUUUUUGUUUUAUAAUAGAAUGUGAGGGAGGUGAGUUAGUGGAAUUUGAGACCUACUUACUAUUUAUGAUAAAAGUGAAAUGUGACUUGUUGUGGGACGGAGUGAGUAUUAUUUUGUGCUCAUCUAAGACCAAACGAAAAGACCGAGAUACUCAGUUUGCAAUAAACAUUUUUUCUGUCAUUAUUUCGUCCCACUUCAGUAUUCCAAGUUUCCAACUCCUCGGACAUGCUCAGCUUAUUUCAUUAUUUAUGCUCCCUCCAUUCCUAGUUGAGUCAUUUCAUUUUCUGCACUCGUUUUAGAAAAAAAAAAUAAUAAUAAUAAUAAUAAAUAGUUAAAGUGGAUAAAAAGUAAAUUAAGAGAGACAAUCUUAUCUACUUUAUUAUGUCACUUACUUAACUCUCUCUCCAUUUUAACUAUUUAUUAUCAUUUUUUUAAAACUAUGACAGAAAAUGAAAUGACUCAACUACCGCGGAACGGAGAGAUUAUUAUGCUCCACAAAAUGCUGAAAUUAUAAAUUGAUAUUGAAAAUGAGGAUAAUGUUUCUUUUUCAGUAAAUAAUCCAGCAAACUUUCCGAAAAAAAGCAUGAUUUCUUGCAUUGGUUUAUGCUUCUGAGGUAAUGAUCCUAAUCGCAUUCCAAGAUGAAUACUAUACUAAUUUCAGUCAUGGACAAUUUCCAUUGAGCCCAGUGAUUAAAUAACUUGGUUUACACAUUUUGUACAUCAAAAUUUUAAAACACCUAGCAAUCUGUAAUCUUUAUAAUAUAUAAUUAAUUACUCCAUCUUUUCAUGCAUAUUCUUGCUAUAGAUACGCCUUUUAUUCUCCCUAUAUAAACAUGCCUGCUUACCAGAAUUUAAACAUCGAAUACUUGCUUAAUUCCCUCUCUCUUGUUGAUUAUUUAGCCUUUUUGGUGUGUUUCCAAAAAUGGCUUCUAAAGGGUUCAUUUUCAUGCUAGCCUUUGUGCUUUUGGUUACAAGAAUGGUUAGUAUAAAAGUUCACUAAUUAGAUUAUUUGUUUAAUACUAGUAUUUUGUAAUUAUACAUAUGUGAUAUUGAUGGUUCUUUGUCAUCGCAGGUCUCGUCCGCAGGAGACGUCGAAAAUAUUGAAAUCGAGAACAACGACCAUCGCCACCAUGAGCAUGCCAAAGCACCGGCUCCUGCCCCCGUCUACACUCCACUACAUGCACCAGCUAAGGCCCCCAUCCACCACCAACACCAUGAGCAUGUCAUAGCACCGGCUCACGCACCUGCCCACCACCACAAGCAUGCCAUAACUCCUGCUCAUGCCCCCCUCCCCCACCACGAGCAUGCCCCUGCCCACGCACCAGCUAAAUCCCCUGCUCACUCACACAAUGCACCUGCCUCUGCACCAAUUCCUCCACCACAUGGUUGUGUGGCACAAUGUGCAUCAUACUGCAAGCCGAUUAGCCCGAAAAGGCCCUGCAUGAGGAAAUGUACCAUGUGCUGUGCCAAGUGCAAAUGUGUGCCUGGUUCUACAAAGUGCCACAACUGGAACAGUGUCGAAAUCCACGGCCAUCUCGUCAAGUGCCCUUGAACCACCCGACCCUCUUUUAUUGAUCUUUUCCUACUUCGUUGUCAUCUUCCUCGUCUUAUCUCUUACGUGUCCGUGUCAGUUCAACAGUGUACCAAGAACAAAAAUUAACCUUGUUUUCUUUUGUUAUGAGCUAAGUUUUCUAUA